Wasmannia auropunctata (little fire ant) is the source of this 5802-nucleotide messenger RNA. Its product is annotated as GTPase-activating Rap/Ran-GAP domain-like protein 3. NCBI's taxonomy places the organism in Eukaryota, Metazoa, Arthropoda, Insecta, Hymenoptera, Formicidae. The record is from RefSeq and is a predicted model, not a curated record. The transcript has 18 exons. Gene Ontology annotation, molecular function: GTPase activator activity. Bases 1574 to 4633 code for a protein of 1019 amino acids. Gene Ontology annotation, cellular component: cytoplasm. Gene Ontology annotation, biological process: activation of GTPase activity; regulation of small GTPase mediated signal transduction.
UGGCCGUGAAUCGAGCAGUCUUCCACGGUCGUUCCCGAGCUUGCUCCCGAUCCGCGGGGGCGCGCGUUCUCCUCCUGAGAGAGGAUCGCGCGACCGCUCUCGAGCCCUCCACUCGAGACGCUCUCUCAGAACACAGCGUGCGUGUCUCUCGGUAAGCCGCGCUAUACACCUGUAUAAUCGUGAUACAUACGUCAAGUAGUAAAAUGACUGCGAAAGGGAUUGACGUGGCGUGGGACACGUGCCGUUUAAAGAUCCAAUAAUUUUAACAAGGUGGUCCUCUGUCGUUUAUUCCGUUAUUAUCCACGAAAGAAAAAAGUGCGACAAGGAAAUCGUGGCGAACCUAACAAUUUCAACAGUACGAUCUUUACCGUCGGAUCGCGCGUACUUCGCAUUCAAAAAGAAACGAGUGAAACGCACGGGGAAGAUUCUCUUUUAUAAGCGACAAUAAUCGCAAAUACGGAGUGACAGCGUUCGCAGCAUCCGCUCUGUCUGCGACGGGCCGUUAAUUGACUCGGCGAGGCGCGAGCGAUAGUUUAAUAGCCGCGCGUUCGCGCGCGAACAGAGAGGCUACUACCUACCGGUGAGAAGGGGGUGCGAAGGGAGAAGAGCGGGGUCCACACAGGAGAAGAGAGCAUCCACGGCGAGGGAUGACGACGCGAGUCUACGUGGGGUGCCGAGAAGCGGAUGGUGGGGCUGGAUGGUUGAGCAAAGCGGCAACGGACGACGCGAGUUAUGGUGGCGAACGACGCCGGUGGAUGGUGGGGCUGAAAAGCGGCGCGGCCAGUUACGCUCGUACGGGAUAAGCCCGUCGUGCACCUGCGAUCGAGUCGGGAGGGCGCGGAAAGUAGAUUCGACGAGGAUACCGGAACGGUCGCACCGGAGAACCGGAAGAGGAAUUCGCCGCUCCGGGAACGAUGACACCGCUCAUCUUGGCGAGACACCAUCACGUCGAGAAAUCAGCAAACGCGAGUACGGGGAUACGAGUGGCCGAGGCGAGUGAUAUCUCUCUCCGUGACGGACGGAGGGAACUCGAUUAACGAACUGAUCUCUCCUUCGGAGCGAGUUCCUGCGAGCCACUUCCGAAAGAAACCGGGAGAGAGAGAGAUCGUUUUAUGCGCGCGACAGAGCGGAGAGCGCCUUAAACGAAAAGUUUCGGAAAGUCUCACGUGUAAUUGAGAGGGAUCCGUGUUCAUCCCUCAUAAAUGUUUGCUCGUGAAACUCAAACUGGGAUGCUGAUGCCGCCUUCGCCGUGCCGAGCCGUCGAAGACCCUCGCGACGGAGAACCGGAUCCGACGAGGAUAAGUUUCCUCGUGGAUGGAGAUUACGCCGGCUGAAUGGAGAGUCUUCUCGUCGCGAAAGGGCUGCUCGCUGCUCCCGGGACGCAUGACUGUUGUUCGACGGUGGAAAAUUUUCGCUGGUCACGAACGCGAGGAUACGUGAUACCGACGUUGGGAGCGUAGAGCGGUCGCGCCAGCAAUUACGUUUUCGUCGUUGACGAUUGAAAAACAUGACGGGGAAUGGUCGCGUAACCGGAUCGUGAACAACCGCCGGCGUGGAUAGAGUGAUAUCGAAGAUGAGUUCUCUACGACGGACGAUCAAUCAGUCGGCUAGGGAAGGCACGUCCAUGCGAAGACACGCGCUCUCCGGGCCCACCACGAAGAGCAUGAAGAACGUCACUCAUACGAACGCGGUGCCCGCUUCGCCGAUGCGAUACAGGACCAAGUACGAGCUGCGAAGCAUCAGUUUGGAGGGCAACAAGGUGCUACCAUGGACUACAAGAUCCACCACGGACGCGAUAGCGAGGCGAGGCGUUCUGUCGAGACGAUGUUACGGCAGUGUCGAAAUGCUGCCGCAGAUCGAACAGGACGGCGCCGACAAUGGCAGAAGAUUUCGAGUGGAGAACGGAGACUCUCCCGGGGAAAAGGAAGAGAUGUUUGGCUCGCCGAGUACGCCGAUAUUAGAAAAUCCGGAGUACCAAACGCGUUGGUACUUUAAGUACUUCUUGGGCAAACUGCAUCAAAAUUAUAUCGCUUCUGAUCAGGAGAGAAAUCCUCUCUUCCUCUCGGUAGUCACGAGCGAAGUCGGUGAUCAAUGCGUACCACACUACAGAGUUAUUCUAUGGAGGCGAACUGGCGCGCAGAAAAUAUCAUUGCCGUAUUCGGCGAACAAAACCAUGACUAUCAGACAAAUUCUCAGCAAUUUCUUCAGUCUGGAGAAACUCGACAAGGCGCCGCGAGAAGUCUUCACGCCCGAGCUGCAAAAGGAUCUAUUACUGCUGGAGGAACAGGAAGGCUCGGUGAACUUCAAGUUUGGCGUAAUCUACGCGAGGGAGGGACAGACCACCGACGACGAGAUGUUGUCUAACGAGAGAGGUAGCCCGGGCUUCGAGAGCUUCCUGGAGAUCCUAGGUGAGAGGAUACGGCUCAAAGGUUGGGACAAAUAUAGGGGCGGCUUGGAUGUGAAAGGGGAUAUGACGGGCAAGGAAAGUUAUUACACGGUUUAUGCAGGUCACGAAGUUAUGUAUCACGUUAGCACGAUGCUACCGUAUUCGAAGGACAAUCCGCAGCAGCUCGAAAGGAAAAGACACAUUGGCAACGAUAUCGUUAACAUCAUUUACACGGACGAUCCAUCAGCCGUGGAUACUUUCAAUCCGAACUGCAUAAGAAGCCAGUUUACCCACGUGUUCGCCGUGGUGACGACCGAGGCAAACGGUAAGGGUUGGCGGGUCGCUAUUUAUUGCGACGAGAACGUACCCCUGUUCGGUCCGAGCCUUCCGUGCCCGCCGGUUUUCGAGGACCCGUAUAAUCUCCGGGAAUUUCUCCUUGUUAAGUUGAUCAAUGGCGAGAAAGCUACAUUUGACACGCCGACAUUCUCCAGGAAAAGGGAAAGAACUCUCGACGCCCUGUUGCGAGACAUGUAUCAAGAGCAUUCGCAAGACAGCAAGAGCAACAGCAUGCUAAAUCGCCGAGCACUCUCGGACGUCGUGGAGGCACCGGGUCGACGGCGCGAAGAGACGCGCGCCGUCGAGAUGGUGCGAGUCGGACAAGCCUUAAAAUUGGAAGCUAUCAUGCGUGGCCUCGCACCCACCUCUCUCGCCACCGUCGGCCCUUUGAAGCCCAGACCAUGGGAACCGAGAUGCAUCUACCCCGACUUUCCCCACGAGGUCGUCUGCGGCGAUGUCUGGCUGGAAAACAGGCUGAUCCUCGCUUCGGAGAACGGGACGUUUCUCAUCGAAGACGGGGUUUCGCACAGAUUGCUCUUCGACGAGUCGGUGCAGAUCAAGCAGCUCGACGUGGUCGAGCAGCACGGCAUACUCCUGUUUCGCGCCGGCGACAAAGGCAAGGAGAGCAGCGUCUACGUUUUCCGGCUGCGAGAGUUCGAGAGCGACCCGUCCGUGAGAUGCGCCGAGCUGUUCAACGAUCGCGAGAACGACGACCGGGAGAAGGAGGAGGAGGACGACGACGAGGACGCCGAGGACAAUGACGAUGACGAUUGCGACGAGGACGACGCCGACGAGUGCGAUAAUUUCACACGUGCCACCGCCAGGUUUCAGUCGGUGGGACGUCCGCGAGCGCGGUUGCGCGUUCGCGCCCCGGCCGUUCGGAGCCGAGCGCAUAUCAAGGAGAGGAAGCUGCGGCGUACGCGGGGAUGUAACUUGUACAGCAUCACGAGACCCGGGGGAUCGCAUUUGCGCAUGUGCGUGGUCGUCGGUCGCAAACUCACGAUCCUUCAGUGGAAGCACAACGCAGCCUGGACCAUCUGGUGCUCGUCCGCCGACACCGACACCAUCGACGGUUUUCUACUACUGAAGGAAUUCACCGCGAGCGAGACACCCUCGUUAGUGACGAUGAUCGAGAGCGUCGAUCCGGCGAACGAGUGGACGCUCUGCUGCGGCGCCCGUCAUCACUUCGAAUUGAUCUCGGCUACCGGCUCUUCGAAGAUAAUCCACAUAGAAGCGACGCCUAAGUCACACUUGGUGGCGGCGUUGGAUCUUCGCGAGGACGAGGAGCCGGAAUUAUUACUUUGUUACAACAAUACAUGUCACUUUCAAAAGCUGGUAGAAGAGAACGCUGCGCCAACCGAAUUCGAUUUUAAUUGGAAUUCGAUGCCGACAGCCGUAGCCUGUGCCUUUCCAUACGUGAUCGCCUUCACUAAUGACACGAUGGAGAUUCGAUUGAUAAUAAACGGCAACCUGGUACACACGAUCUCCAUGCCCAAUCUCAACCUGAUCACCUCGAAGCGGGACAUCUUCUUCGCGACCACGGCGCCGGAAUUUCUUCCAGGCAAAUGCGAGCGAAUCCGCUUGGACUCGAAGCCCCUCGAGAAGGAGGAAAUGCCUUCCAGCCCACCGCAGUCUUCGUCCUCUUCUCGAUCGAGCGUCCAAAACAGUCAAGGCGACUGGAAGCCGAUAAGGAUCUAUCGGAUACCGCUGCAGACGCUGUCGAGAAGCACAACGUCCAACUGCAGUCAGAGACGAUGUCCGAGCCCAGUGGAGCCGGAAAUCGUCUCCGCGCCACCGACCUCCGACAGGACCUUCCUGAGCGUCGAACCUCAACGUACGCAGAGCAGAUCCUGCAGCAGCAGUCCUACACCCACACCGACCACGAAUUUGCCGUCGCCAUGUAAAAAAUAGACGCCGUAGUUGUUCUAGGUGCUCGCCGAUCGAUUGCAUUAAUUGCGAUCUUAACAGGAUCGGUCACGUAAAAGGAAAAAAAAGAAAAAAAAAAGAAAUAAUAAGAAACCGACCGCACGUACCUGAUUUCUCGUCCCCGUACGAGAGAACAUAUGGAAAUUUUUGUCAUUGUUAUGCUAUUAGCGCGUGCGUCGCGCUGCAUGUAUAUCUUGAAUGCAAGCGCGACCGCGCGUAUGAGUUAUUGUUUAGAUAGAGAUUUUGACAAGGACACAUGUCUUAAUUACAGAGGGGCAUAAUUAUCAUUUUUCUUCGCGUUUUUCUCUCGCUGUUCUACUAUUGUUAUUUUAAUUAACGCUCUGUCGCAGCAUUUGCAUGUUAUUUUCUCCUUGUUCUAUAUUUUAAUACACAUAAAAAAACCUUUAGAAUCCAGAUUAAAAAAAAAGACAAUCGCGGAUAAUAAAUCACGUUCUACGAUGAUCCUCUUAUUCUCUUAUAUUUCUCUUUUAAUUUUCUUUUUUUUUACGUAUAUGCAUGUAUGUAUAGUACAAUGCAAAAUAAGCAUUGAUUUCAUGGCAAUAUCCCGCAGGAUACCUCUGUAUUACCUAAAUUAAAUCGAUUUCAUUUCGCGUCGUCCGUAAUUAAAGACUCGGUGGCGUCUUGGCGUGAUAACGACGAUACUUUAGACACACCGUUUUACUUCUGGAUUUUUUCUAAGUGACAUUGUGCAUUGUAGCUUCUCAUUGUUUCGAAACCGGUCUUAAAUAAUAGGAUUCAGGCUUAGUGACCGUAACGGUCGACGGCCGAAAAUAUUUCUAACUCCGACAGUCGACCUGAGUGUGAAUCAAAUUUAACACGCACUUAAUACGUACGGAAAAAAAGGGCAUUUUUCGGAUGUGCGUUGGCCCGAUGAAUCACGCGUUUCUCCGAAUGUAAGAGAAGAGACACGCGGAGAAUGCUGUCGGAGAGGAUGAUUGUGCAUGGUCGAUCGAUCCCCCCGAUGAUUAAGACCGUCGGGCUACGCCGCGCGCAUCCGGACUUAUUUUUAUUUAAAUAAAAGGUAUAACAUUAUUUCCGACAUGAGUGUCGAUGUUUACGCGUCAUGUGUAUAUAAUAUAAAGUAUCGAAUAAAGUAUAUGUUACCGUUGCAUUUCCACCGAAAAAAAAAAAAA